Molecule: messenger RNA, 913 nt
Organism: Olea europaea var. sylvestris
Lineage: Eukaryota; Viridiplantae; Streptophyta; Magnoliopsida; Lamiales; Oleaceae
Product: protein PLANT CADMIUM RESISTANCE 2-like
Exons: 4
Coding region: 112-690 (192 amino acids)
Source: RefSeq, a predicted model, not a curated record
CUAUUUAUUGCUACAAAUUGUCGUCCAGAAAAAAACUCACCUUUUUCUCUUCGUUUCAUUCCUAAUCAUAUUACCUUUCCUUCCAAUUCAAAAAUCUGAGAAGCUUGAGCCAUGUGCGCUUCCAACACAACGCAGUACCAGAAAUACUUAGAACUCACACCGCCUCCGGCGAAGCCAGAAAAGGAUGCACCAACUGGGAUUCCAGUCAGUUCAUCUGACCAAUACUACUCUGAUAUCCCCCACCCACAUGUUCAUAUUCAUGUUCCACCCAAGCCUAAAGUUCCUUGGUCCACUGGCCUAUUCGACUGCUUCUCAGAUGUCCGGAACUGUUGCUUAACAUGCUGGUGUCCAUGUAUUACUUUCGGACAGAUUGCUGAGAUUGUCGACAAAGGAUCAAGUUCCUGUGGACAGAGUGGAGCCCUUUACACAAUUCUAGCUUGUGUGACUUGCUGUCCAUGUUGUUAUUCGUGUUUCUAUCGAUCAAAGAUGAGGAAACAGUAUGCGCUGCAUGAAUCCCCAUGUGGGGAUUGCUGCGUUCAUUGCUUUUGCGAGUCUUGUGCCUUGUGUCAAGAAUAUCGAGAACUCAAAAUCCGUGGAUAUGAUAUGAAGAUCGGAUGGCAUGGAAACGUGGAGAAAAAUAAUACUGAUACAGGAAUUCCUCCAGUUGUUGAAGAAGGAAUGAGUAGAUAAAAAAAGCUAAGCCUUGAAUUGAGAACCAGAUUUCAACCCAGCUGUAUCGAAGUUCAUAGAAUAAUGUAUCGUAUGAAUAAAAAGUAGUAAUUAAGAUGGUUGUCCUAUUAUACUAUGAGUUGAGGGCGGUGGUGUUGCGAUAAGGUUUUAGUUUGUAUUAUAUUAUUGUGAGUUGACUAUGUUUAUAUAUUAAUUCAAACUUAGAAUUUGUGACAAAGUUGUA